This is a messenger RNA of Acanthopagrus latus (yellowfin seabream), 858 nucleotides long. RefSeq names its product myomaker, myoblast fusion factor (gene mymk). NCBI's taxonomy places the organism in Eukaryota, Metazoa, Chordata, Actinopteri, Spariformes, Sparidae. Bases 1 to 858 code for a protein of 285 amino acids. The record is from RefSeq and is a predicted model, not a curated record. Gene Ontology annotation, cellular component: plasma membrane. The transcript is spliced from 6 exons.
AUGGGUGCGUUUAUUGCCAAGAUGCUGCUUCCUACAGUCAGCAGUCUGGUGUUCCUGCCUGCAGCCAGCGUGGCCACCAAGAGGGGCUUCCACAUGGAGGCCAUGGUCUACUUCUUCACGAUGUUCUUCACCGCGAUUUACCACGCAUGUGAUGGACCAGGUCUCUCCAUCCUGUGUUUCAUGAAAUAUGACAUUCUCGAGUACUUCAGUGUUUACAGCACAGCUCUCUCCAUGUGGGUCACACUCAUAGCUCUGGGCGACUUUGAUGAGCCCCAGCGCUCCAGUAUAACCAUGUUUGGAGUCCUGACGACUGCUGUGAGGAUCUACCAGGAUCGCUGGGGCUAUGGGAUCUACUCCGGACCCAUUGGAUCCGCUGUCUUCAUCAUCACUGUCAAAUGGCUGCAGAAGAUGAAGGAGCUGAGGGCGGUGUAUCCAGAGAAGAAAGUGUACACGCAGCAGGUCGGUCCAGGCUGCUGCUUUGGUGCUCUCGCUCUGAUGCUGCGUUUCUACUUUGAGGAGUGGGACUACGCCUAUGUUCACAGCUUCUACCAUCUGUCUCUGGCUGUGUCCUUCGUCCUGCUACUGCCAAAGAAGAACCGCUACGCAGGGACGGGACGAAACGCAGCUAAGCUUAGCUGCUUCACUCUCUGCUGCUGCUCAAUGUCCCCUGCUACUUCUAAAGAGAAGAAAGACAAGCCAAAGAAGAAAUCGUCUCGGACCGUGUGGACAAUCCCCACUGAAAAGCUGUGGACACGAGGCUGUAGCACCCCAACUCUGCCUCUUUACAACCCCCCGCCCUCCACGCCAAUCAAAGGACCCAGCAUCAGCAAACUCAAAGAGAUGAAUGGCUGGAAGUGA